UUAUCCACCCUCAGUUAAAAUGGCGGAGCUCGGCAUCUGUAGCAGGCUAGCAGUGAGAGCCGGGACUCGGGUAGCAGUGACCAUAGUGAGGAUGGUCGGAGAAUCGGACGAAGUUCCCUUUUCGGUGCCCGACGACCUCUCAGACUUAGAAAAACAAAUAGUCGAACGAUCGAAACAACUGGGUUUGGUGCCUUAUGAUACCCCUGAUCGGGAAUGGGACGAUCCGGAUGACGCCGUCGCCGAGUCGUCGGAGCUCUCGCCCCACCCUGAUUUGUGGCGUCUCGACAACACUGACUGGUGCAGCUGCAGCCGAUGUGCUGUGUUGCCCAGCUUCGUGCCCGACGAGUGCCGCUGCUGCAGGGAUAUGGGUCCCAAGUUGACUCGGAUUCAGCGCCUGGGCUGCAUCACGACGCACGAGGAGUUUCCCCUGGUGUGCCUCAACCUAGUGAUGCUCAGGCUAGCCUACUUCGAGUUGCACGACCGAAGAUUCGCCAUGCACCACGACAUGCAUAGGCGUUAUAGGUAUGUUGCCUAUCGCCGAUUUGUGCGCUGGGUGUGGGGGCGACUUGGCAGGGGCAACAGGUUUGUCCUGCCUUCUUGUGUUGUGCGGACAAUCAGGGAGGCAUUUCCUAGUGAGGAGGAGACGGGGUUUAGGUACCCAAGGUUUCCAAGGCUCCUGGAGCAGCUGGACCUCAUGUUCGAGGAUGCUGUACAGACCGCUUUGGCCAUGGAAGCAGCGAAGAAGGACACUGGAGAGAUUUGCCAGGCAAGCUCUAGCAGCAAUGCGUUCACGACUCACUGUGUCACGGCAUUGGCGCGAGACGUCACCUGCUACUGCUGCGGAGAUUAA
Ixodes scapularis (black-legged tick) is the source of this 850-nucleotide messenger RNA. Its product is annotated as P2X purinoceptor 7. Lineage: Eukaryota; Metazoa; Arthropoda; Arachnida; Ixodida; Ixodidae. The transcript is spliced from 4 exons. The record is from RefSeq and is a predicted model, not a curated record. Bases 20 to 850 code for a protein of 276 amino acids.